Messenger RNA from Bipolaris oryzae ATCC 44560, 963 nucleotides. RefSeq lists its product as uncharacterized. Lineage: Eukaryota; Fungi; Ascomycota; Dothideomycetes; Pleosporales; Pleosporaceae. The record is from RefSeq and is a predicted model, not a curated record. Gene Ontology annotation, cellular component: nucleoplasm; cytoplasm. The coding region runs from base 1 to 963 and encodes 320 amino acids. Gene Ontology annotation, molecular function: F-box domain binding; protein tyrosine/serine/threonine phosphatase activity. The transcript has a single exon. Gene Ontology annotation, biological process: regulation of ERK1 and ERK2 cascade; protein dephosphorylation; negative regulation of SCF-dependent proteasomal ubiquitin-dependent catabolic process.
AUGGCAACCUUUCGCGAAGAAGCCGCCAUGUCGGACCACCCGAAUGUCCAUAUGCGCAACCAGCACGAGUAUACCUAUCGUUUACCCGCACCGCCUCGGAUCGCUGUACCCCCGCCCACGCUUGUCUCCGAUAUGCCGGGCCUGGCACUGAGCGACAACACCGGUGAGGAGUUGGACAUGACCUUUCUGAAGGAGCUGGACCUUGAGCAUAUAGUGCAUAAGAAUUCGCUGCUCGAGUGGGCAUAUGAACGGCGGAGACAGGCUCAGAUGAUCUUACCUUGGCUGUAUCUUGGACCCAUGAUGACCGCCAAGGACAAGGCUUUCCUCGAGCGCGAAGGCAUCACCAUGGCCCUGGCCGUUCGUGCGCAGCCCAACAGUCUGGUGGGCGCAAUGCAAGCGGCUAGCGAAGUCUGCCUUGAAGUGGGCAGUAUUGAGGCCCCUACCUUUUACGCUCUCACCCCCAGAUUCCCUGAGGCGACUAGGAUGAUCAACACACACGUGACAAAAGUUCGACAGCACACGUUACAAACCAAGGGCGAAGCCACGCUCGGCAAAGUCCUAGUCUUCUGCGAGUCGGGCAACGAGAAGUCAGCAGCAGUAGUGGCCGCUUACCUAAUGGAGACACUAAACGACUUCAACCACAUCAGAGCCAUGCAGAUCUGUCAAGCACAACGCUUCUGCUCCAACUUUGACGAUACGCUUAAGAACAUACUACGGUCGUAUUGGGAUAUUGUUGGAGCACGACGUGCCAUCGCCGCCUCGCAAUGCCAAACACCACAUCGAAGUGUCCAGAGCAACGGCCAUCCACAUGUCGACUCGCUAUCACCAACACCGUCAUUGUCGAAGCCCAAGCGAUCCCUUGAGGAAAUGCGAGACGAAGAUGCUGACAUGGAGAGUGAUGUAGAAGCAUCAGACGCACUUCGCUUUGCCGAUCGCGACGUGACUCCUUUCCAGGACCGCUAG